This is a messenger RNA of Thermothielavioides terrestris NRRL 8126, 822 nucleotides long. RefSeq lists its product as uncharacterized. The record is from RefSeq and is a predicted model, not a curated record. NCBI's taxonomy places the organism in Eukaryota, Fungi, Ascomycota, Sordariomycetes, Sordariales, Chaetomiaceae. Gene Ontology annotation, molecular function: catalytic activity. The transcript has a single exon. Bases 1 to 822 code for a protein of 273 amino acids.
AUGGCCACUCCCAUUCUCAUCCCGCCCAUCCCCGAGCUCGCGGCGCGCGCACAAGCCUUCAAAGCCCUCCACACGCCGGGCAACCCGCUCGUGCUCGCCAACGUCUACGACGGCGCGUCCGCCCGCAUCGUGGCCUCGCUUCCGCAGUGCCGCGCGCUCGCCUCGGCAAGCUACGCGCUGGCCAAGGCCAUCGGCACCGAGGACGGGCAGCUGACGCUGGAGCAGAACCUGGCGUUGCUGGCGCCCGUCGCGGCCGUGGCGCACGAGCGCGGCCUGCCGCUGACCGUCGACCUCCAGGACGGCUACGGCGACCGGCUCGAGGAGGCCGUCCGCCGCGCCGUCGCGGAGCUGGGCGCCGUGGGCGCCAACCUCGAGGACUCGCACCGCGAGGACGGGCGCAUGAUGGGCGAGGCGGAGGCCGUCGGCCGCGUGGCGCGCGCGCGGCUGGCGGCCGCCGACGCCGGCGUGCCCGACUUCGUGGUCAACGCGCGGUCGGAUACGUUCCUGAUGGGCGGCACGCUGGACGAGGCGAUCCGGCGCGGGAAGAGUUAUCUGGAGGCCGGCGCGACGACGGUGUUCGUGUUCUGGCCGUUCGACAGGGAGAUGCUGGAGGAGGACGUCAAGCGCGUGGUGGACGCGCUGGGCGGCAUGGUGAAUAUCCUGCCGAGGACGGCGUCGCAAGUGCAGACCAAGGCGCUGAGCACGGCGGACCUGGCGAGGCUCGGCGCCGCGAGGGUCAGCGUUGGCCCGCUGCUGUACCGGGCGGCGGCAGAGGCGCUGACGGCCAAGGCGAAGGAGGUGUUCGGCCCCCUUGGUGCUUAG